GAACAUACGCAGCCGCCCCCUCUUCACCACUACGGGAGUUCUGGCUCAGCUAUUUCCGGCAGUCCCAUGGCUAUAAAUGGAGAGGUGGCCAUACUUGAGUGGUUUGCUCUCUUUCACUUUUGGGGCCCCGUUCUCCCACUCCUGACACUGAGGGCACAUCGCUAGGGGUAGGUCCUAGUGAUGGGACAACCUCUCUAAAGAAGCGGUGCCCAGAGACUUCCAGUAAGUACCCAUCUAGAGUAGGUGGGUAGGUCAUUAUAUGGACUCUUUCCCCAGAAGACAGAACAAAGUUAUCUCAGCCUGAGCAAAGAUGGUGGCCAAGAAAGACGGGAAAAGCAGUCCAAAUCCCGGCAGGAAUAGGGUAAAAGCUAAAAGGUGACGUCAGUGGUCCAGGAACAGCACUGUGCACUGACGCCGUAUCAGAGCUCCGCUCCCAGCAGCCUCUCUGCCUUCAAGAGACAGCGCGGGAGUCUCGCGGGAGAGGACGGGUCUUGGCGCUGACGUCAUUACGCUCGGCACGUAUUAUCAGUUUCCAUUCUCCGUCCGAAAGGCUUUCCUAAAACUAGGAAGUGACGUUCGCUGAUGUCACUUACGUCCAGCCGCCAGUUCUGCGUGAGCGCCAUACGGGAACUUUCCAGUGUUGUGGGAGGCUCGGAAGGGCCGCGUGUGGAGUCGCACCGUGAAGAUGAGGCGCAGCAAACCCGAGAUACAGAAAUACAUCGACAGCGUCCAGAACAGCGCGGCUUCUCCCCGGGAGAAAUCGAUGAAAGGCUUUCUAGUUGCCAAGUUAUACUAUGAAGCUAAAGAAUAUGACCUUGCUAAGAGGUGUGUUUCAUCGUACAUUAAUGUCCAGGAGAGGGAUCCAAAAGCUCACCGCUUUCUUGGACACCUGUAUGAAAUUGAAGGAAAUGUGGAAAAAUCUGUUGGCUGCUACAAGCGUUCAUUGGAAUUAAAUCCCACUCAGAAGGAUCUUGUCCUUAAGAUUGCAGAAUUAAUAUGUACUAUCAAUGUCACGGAUGGCAGAGCGGAGUACUGGGUAGAAAAAGCCGCCAAGCUGUUUCCUGGAAGUUCUGUCAUUUACAGACUAAAAGAGCAGCUGCUAAACUCCCAAGGUGAAGCCGGUUGGAAUCGUUUGUUCGAUUUAAUCCAGUCUGAGCUGUUUGCCCGACCUGAUGACGUCUAUGUGAAUAUCAGACUGGUGGAGUUAUUUCGCUCCAAUAAGAGACUAGAUGAAGCCGUGAUCCAUUGUCUCAAGCCAGAGAGGAGAGCGCUACGCAGCCAUUUAGAGUGGUGCUCAUGUGUUGUACAGGUUUUAAAGGAGUACCUAUCUACAUACCCAUCCUCAGAUAAAAACAACUGGAGGACAUUUAACAAAGAGCUGUUACUUGCACAUUCAGACGUUGUCUAUCUGACACUCUCUACUAGGGAUGUGCCAGAAAGUAGACUGGCACUUGAAAAUUUCGAUCAGGCCCUCCUUUCAGUAAAGCCUCAUGCCAGUGGCACAGACGAUCUGUCAAUGACUUAUACCGAAAUGCGUGGUCAUUAUUACAUGCACGCUGGAACUCAAUUUCUGAAAGUGGCUCAAAGUAGUGAAGUUCAGUGGAAGGCGCUGUUAGAACCUGCUGCUCUCUGCUAUCUUCUAGCCUUCCAGGUGCCGUGGAAUAAGCCGAUAAAGGGAGAUGAAAGCUCUUACAAUGUUCUGGAAGGUUUAGCCUGUGACCGUCAGAGUCAAUCAGGCCAUUUGCUGCUAACUUUGAGCCAUGGCCAUGACGGCUUCCUCACAAAUAUUACUGAAACAUUUGCUAAUAAGAGUGGUCAAAGUUUUCUGCUGAAAAUGCUUUUUGAAGACCGUCUGUCCAUGGAGAACUCGUUCCUAGGCACUGAUGACAUUGGAAAUGUAAACUGUCAGGCACCAGACUUAAAUGACCUGCAACGGUGUGACCAAGGUGCUGUUCGAGUGCACAGUGGUAGUUUACAGCACUUAACCUGGCUUGGACUUCAGUGGCACCAUAUGUCCAACAUACCCACCUUUCACAAGUGGCUUAAGCAGAUUUUUCCUCGGCUACCUCAAGAAACGUCAAGGCUUGAAUCAAAUAACCCAGAAUCGGUUUGCAUUCUAGAUCUUGAGGUAUUUCUAUUGGCAGUUGUAUACACUAGUCAUCUUCAGCUUCAAGGUAAUUAUAAUACAUUGAACAGCCGACACUGGCCUCCUUGCCUACCAUUGCCAAUCUGCAAGCAGCUAUAUACGGACAAGCAGCGAUCUUGGUGGGAUGCAGUCUAUAGCCUUACUCAUAAGAUGGCUCAGCCUGGUACUGCCUCAAAACUUCGUCUUGUGAUACAGCAUGAAUUUAACACUCUGCGAGCCUUGGAAAAACACGGCCUGCCACCUGCACUUCUCAUACAUUGGGCAAGAAGUCUUAGCACUACAGGUAGUAAUUUGAAUUCGUUUUAUGACCAAAGGGAUUACAUGUUCCGCUGCAUUCACUAUUGGAAGAAAGUAUUGCCUCUGCUGGACCUGGUCAAGCAGAAGAAGAGCAUUCCUGAGCCUGUUGACCCACUGUUUAAACAUUUCCACAGCAAAGAUAUUAAGCUGUCUGAGGUUCGAGAUUUAGAAGAUGAAGCUGGCAUUGCAUUUGCAAAAAUCGAUCUUAUUGAAGGAAAAUUGGAUGAUGCUGUGCUAACCCUGGAAGCCAUCAAGAGUGUAGAUUCCUAUUGGAACCUUGCUUUGGUUUACAAGCAAAAAGGAGAGGAUAUGGAGAAUGAGGUUCCACCCUCAGAAGAGCAAGAGUAUAUAAACUGCAUGCAGAAGUGUAAAUCAUAUCUGGUUAAGAUUCUUGCUGACGUUUCCACAGAGCCUUCAUUGACUCAAAAGCUCCCAGUACCUGUUGAAUCUGUUGAAGAAAUGCUGGAGGAAGUGAAGAAAAAUCUUGAUGAAGUUCAAGACGUUCGUAGCCCAAACUUCAUAGACACACAGGCAUUCAUGUCUGCAUCUGCCAUAAAGCAUUCUACUCCAUCUCCUUCAAAGUUCUCAGUGUCUCCUAGCAAAGCACAAAAGUCUUUGUCAAAAACGCCACCACCCUGGGCCGAAGAUCAAAAAUCACUUAUUGAAAAACUUGUUCAACAAGUUGAAGCUUUGAAGAAAGAAGUCCAUGAGCUAAGAAUGAAUAGUUCAAAUACCAAUGUAUCAUCCCAGUAUUGGGCAGCUGAAGGGUUCGGUGCUGAUACAGCUACUGAUGGGUUCCAUUUAUCUCAGAGUUGUUAUGAUCAGUUAACAGUCUCUACAACAGCACAUCCUGGUUACUAUGCUCAGUCGCCGGCCUAUAACCCUCAACAGCUUCUCAGACCAGUGGCAAAUGUUACUCCAACCAAGACAUCUGUGUAUCCAGGCAGUAGAAUGCCGAAUCCGCAGCACAUGUACGCCAUGCAUACACCACCAGUACAGAGUAAUGCCAUGGUUGGACCUGCACUACGUUUUGAUUCUCCUGCAACUACCAUCUUGUCUCCUCAAACUGAAGAUUAUUAUAAUUACAGCUUGCCUGCAAACACUGCAAAUCCAACCCUGCCAGAGCCAGGCUAUUUCACCAAAGUUACUCUUGGAUCUCAGCCAACCAAAUCUGAGGGGUCAAAGAUGGAGUUUGGAAAGAAUAGCUUUGUUCAGCCGAUUCAAAACGAAGGAUCAAAGCCCUCUCCGUUUACUGCACCAUUGCAGUCUACUCCAUCUACUUUCAAGUUUAACUCAAACUUUAAGUCCAAUGAUGGAGACUUCACAUUUUCCUCCAACCAAGCAGGUGCACAAUCAGGUGCUGGAAGUGAAUGUCUUUUAAGACUCCUAACAUCAGAAAAGACAAUUCCCGACCAGGGAAAACUAUCAGCUAGCUGUGAUGCCAUGGAUGGUAGAAAUAUGUUCCGAUUUGGAGAGAAAAGCUUUAAUGGCAUCAGUGAUGGCACAGUCCAGAAUCAAGAGAAAAGUAGUGCAGUGUUCGGGCAAGGGGAUAAUGUAUUGAACUUCCAGAACUCUGGAAAAAAAGGCUUCAUGCCUCCAUCUUUUGAUAUGCCAUCAAAGGAAGAGCACAACCAGAGUCAUGAGUCAGAAGCCGCCAGUGGUCAUGUUGCAGAGGAGGAUGGGCCUCAUUUUGAACCUGUAGUACCAUUACCGGAGAAGAUUGUAGUAAAAACAGGAGAAGAGGAAGAGGAAGAAAUGUUCUGCAACCGGGCAAAACUUUUCCGCUUUGAUGCAGAGACGAAAGAAUGGAAAGAAAGAGGAUUAGGUAAUGUGAAAAUUUUAAGACACAGGGAAUCUGGCAAGAUACGUCUGCUGAUGAGAAGAGAACAAAUUUUGAAGAUUUGUGCAAACCAUUACAUCAAUGCUGAAAUGAAACUAAAACCACUUGCCGCAUCUGAUAAAUCCUAUGUAUGGUAUGCUCUUGACUAUGCUGAUGAAAUGCCAAAGUCUGAGCAGCUUGCCAUUCGUUUUAAGACUGCAGAUGAGGCCACACGUUUCAAGACAAAAUUUGAAGAUGCGCAGAAACUGCUCCAGAUGACAGAAGACGGUGCUGAUAACCAAACCCAGCCUGGUAAACCCAUAUUAAAAGCGGAUGUAAAGGCCAAGCCAGUUUCCCUUGAUGUGCAGUUUGGUUUUAAACCUGGAGAAUGGCAGUGUGGUACCUGCCUUGUAAAGAAUAAAGAUACCUCAGUUGCAUGUGUUUCUUGUCAGACCCCCAAUCCAAACAGUAUACAUUCAAGAGAUAUCUCCACUGCUAAAGACACUAAACCUAUUAACACUGGAGCAAGCUCUGUAAGCAUAUCUGCAUCUGCUUUCUCAUUUACUAAGGACACUUUAAAUAGCAAGACCCCUUCAAGUGAGUCACUUACAAAGAGCAGAGAGCAGUGGGUGUGUAGUAAGUGCUCAACAAAGAAUGACGUGGCUUACAAACGAUGCAUGAACUGUUACCCUUUAAAUCAGAAUGAUGGAAAAACAGCCUCAUCUACACCAAAAUCUGCUGCUGAUCUAAAGAAUGUCUCAAGCACACAGGCCUUUGGCUCGGCCUUCUUGAAAAAAGCUGGGCAAUGGAAUUGUGAUCAGUGUUUGGUACUGAAUGAGCCAUCUGCAGGGAAGUGUAUUGCUUGCGAAGCUCCAAAUUCAUCCAGCAGUGUGCAGCCGGCAGCACAGUCUGCUCUGACUUUCAAAUUUGUCACCCCUGAAGCAAGCUCCUCAAAAGAAUUUGGGUCCCUUUUUGCAAAGAAGGAAGGACAGUGGGAUUGUAGCACAUGUAUAGUCCGCAAUGAGUCAAGUGCUUCAAAGUGUGUUGCUUGUGAAAACCCAAAAGCAACAGGCAAUGUGACAGAACCACCAAUUCAGCCAUCUAACUUCAUUUUUACCAAGGCUCAAAAUGGUAGCCUUGAGGCAAUGUUUCAGAAAAAGGAGGGACAGUGGGACUGUUCUGUAUGUCUUGUUAGAAAUGAUGGUUCAGCAAUGGAGUGCGUCGCCUGCAAGCAACACAAUCCGAAUGCAAAAAAUGUUACAUCAACAUCAGAGACAAAACCAGCCUUUACAUUUGCUCUAAAAGCAACUUCAGAAUCAUGUGGCCCAGCUUCAACAGGGUUCAAGUGUGAUUUCCCAGGAAAAGAUUUCAAGUUUGGCGUGAGUGAUGAUAAAGCAGCAUUUGGCUUAAAAGCACCAAGUACCAGUGAAGAAACCAAACCUGCAGGGUUUAGUUUUACAAUGCCCUUUAAGUCUGGUUCUUAUAAGUUUGGGCUUACGGAUUCAAAUACGAAAGAUGAAAAAGCGAAUGAAACACCUACUGAUGCAACAGGUACUCCGGGAGACAGCAAAUUGCUUUUUACCUCAUCUGAUGCUGGAUUAAAAUCUGAAGAAAGCAAGCAAAAAAGUGGCGAAAUACCAUUUGGUCAGACAGCAAGUACCUUUUCUUUUGCUGACCUCUCUAAAAAUCCUGAAGGCUUUGCGUUUGGCAAAGCAGAUCCCAGAUUUAAGGGGUUUUCUCGUGCAGGAGAAAAAUUGUUUCCUUCUAUAAAUGCUAAAGGAGAGCAAGCAAAUGUUGAGCAAGAGUGUUUAGAGGAUCUGUACAAAACAGAUGAUCGCGAUGACAUCCAUUUUGAGCCCAUCGUGCAACUCCCUGAGAGAGUGGAGCUAGUCACUGGGGAAGAAGAUGAGACCGUGCUUUAUUCACAGCGAGUAAAAUUAUUCCGUUUUGAUGCAGAAAUCGGCCAAUGGAAAGAGCGGGGCAUCGGCACCCUGAAAAUCCUUAAGAACGAGGUAAACGGAAGGCUGAGAAUGCUUAUGCGGCGUGAACAAGUGCUGAAAGUGUGUGCCAACCACCUAAUUACAACAACCAUGAACCUAAAACCCUUGUCUGGUUCCGACCGGUCCUGGAUGUGGAUGGCUAGUGACUUCUCCGAUGGGGAUCCAAAAUUAGAACAACUGGCGGCAAAGUUUAAAACACCAGAGCAAGCUGAAGAGUUCAAAAACAAAUUUGAAGAGUGCCAACGCCUGCUUUUAGAUAUCCCUCUCCAGACUCCUCAUAAACUUGUAGAUACUGGGAGGACUGCUCAAUUGAUCAAGAAAGCAGAAGAAAUGAAAAGUGGACUUAAAGAUUUGAAAACCUUUUUAACCGACCAGGCUAAACCUGGAGAGGACGACACCAGAAAUCUGAACGAUUCUGUAGACCAGACUAAAACACAAGAGUACACCGAGGCUACUUAUGAGUGGGACACUUAUGACAUGAGGGUAGGUGCCCUUGAAGGCAACUUAGAUGACUCUGUAUAUGCAUCACCCUUAGCGAGUAGCCCAGAGAAAAGCAAUCUUUUCCGGUUUGGUGAAUCAAUUACUGGUUUUAAUUUUAGUUUUCAACCAUCCCCAAGUCCAGGAAAGUCUCCAACCAAAGUAAAUCAGAGCAGAGUGUCUGUAGGUACUGAUGAUGAGUCUGAUGUGACACAGGAGGAGGAACGUGAUGGUCAAUACUUUGAGCCCGUGGUCCCAUUACCUGAUUUAGUUGAAAUCACAAGUGGAGAAGAAAGUGAAGAGACUCUCUUUUGCCACAGAGCAAAGCUUUAUAGGUUUGAUAAAGGUUCUAAUCAAUGGAAAGAGAGGGGAAUAGGAGAUUUAAAGAUCUUGCAGAGCCAUGACAAUAAAUCUGCCCGAGUAGUGAUGAGAAGAGAUCAAGUGUUAAAACUCUGUGCCAAUCACCGUAUAACCCCGGAUAUACAUCUUGAACCCAUGAAAGCGGGAUCUCAGAGAGAGUGGGCAUGGACAGCUAAUGACUUUGCUGAAGGUGAAAGUCAGGUGGAGUGUUUUGCUGUACGCUUUAAGCUUCAGGAAGUUGCUGAUCUUUUCAAAGAAGUUUUUGAAGAAGCAAAAGUUGCACAAAGUAAAGGCUGCAUGGUUGCUCCAUUUACAUCUCGUGUCACAACCCCCAAAGCUUCACCAUGUGGAAAGGCAGCUGUGGCCAUAUUGGAAGAAACAACAAGAGAGAGGACAGAUAUACCAUCUGUAACCACCACGCCUUCAAAAGAAGAAUCUAACACCUUGGGCACAGCAGAGAAAACCCCUACAGCUGUGGUGUCCCCUCCUAAGUUUGUAUUUGGAUCUGAUGCUGUGAAGAAUAUUUUUGGUACAGAGAAACAGGGUUUCGCGUUUGGAAGCCCUUCAGGAGCUGGAACAAUGUUUGGUUUCAGCUUUAAUUCAUCAAAGACCUCUAAUAAUGAACAGCAAAAACAGCCAACAAAACCUACUUCAGCGCCUCCUACUUAUCCGAAAGCACCUACAGUAGCUCCUGAAAAGCCAUCUGAACACGUGCAAAAUCCCACAGUCUCGUCAUCUGCUACAGGGUCCACCCGACCACAACAGCAAGUUCCAGCUACAGCCAAGAGUAGCAGUGAUCUUGGACGCGACAGCUCUUCCGAUGUGUUAAUUGUGUAUGAGCUAACUCCGACAGCAGAGCAGAGGGCUCUAGCAGACCAGCUGCUCCUCCCUCCUACUUUCUUCUGCUACAAGAAUAAGCCUGGAUACAUCAGUGACAAUGAUGUAGACGAUGAGGACUUUGAGUCUGCUGUCAAGAACCUAAAUGGUCAACUUUACCAGGAAAACAAGAGGGACAAAAAUCAACACGCUACAUCAGACUACGCUCAAGAGUCCACCACAGGGUCUGAGAGAGAGUGCGUGAUUGUUUGGGAAAAGACGCCCACUACUGAGGAAAAGGCCAAGGCUGAACAUCUGAAACUGCCUCCAACGUUUUUCUGUGGGGUGAGCAGUGAUACAGAUGAUGAUAAAGAGAAUUCUGAAGACUAUGACUCCGCAGUAAGGAAAGUGAAGGAGUCUGAAGAAUCCGUGGACACACAGUCCAGUACUGAGACUGCUGCGGCCCCUGACACUCCAUCCACAGCACCAGAAAUGCCUGACCCCUCUGCCCCAGAACCCGUGAACUUGUCAACAAAAACUGAAGCCGCCGAACCAGAUUCUACCACCCCAGCUAUCAACUUCUCCUUUGGCUUAGAUUCUGGAUCAGGAAUAUCUUUUGCUGACCUGGCAACAAAUGAUGGGGAUUUUGCCUUUGGUGCUAAGGAUACAAACUUCCAGUGGGCAAACACGGGAGCAGCUGUGUUUAGCUCUGUGAGCCAUAAGACAGAGAAUGAAGGUGAAAGUGAUGAAGAAGAAGCUCACAGCGAUGAGGUGCAUUUUGAGCCCAUUGUCUCAUUACCAGAGGUGGAAGUUAAAUCUGGAGAAGAAGAUGAAGAGAUCCUCUUUAAAGAGCGGGUGAAGCUGUACCGGUGGGACAGAGAUGUCAAUCAGUGGAAGGAGAGAGGAGUAGGGGAGUUAAAAAUCCUUUUCCAUCAGGAGAAAAAAUAUUACCGUGUUCUGAUGCGUCGAGACCAAGUGCUAAAAGUGUGUGCUAACCAUGUGAUCUCUAAAGAAAUGAAGCUGGCACCCUUGAACACAUCUAAUAAUGCUCUGGUGUGGACGGCACAUGAUUAUUCUAAUGGAGAAGGAAGGUUUGAGCAACUUGCAGCUAGAUUCAAAACCCAGGAGUUGGCUGAUUCUUUCCAGAAAAUAUUUGAAGAAUGCCAGGGCAAUCUACUUGAUUGAAGUGCAGUCGGUCAAGAAUUCUAUAGCUCAACCAUUUUUGGAAUCAGUGACUGGUCGUAUGUUAGGUUCACUUCUCUCUAGAUUUCUGUUAAAGAGCAAUCAAAGCUGUGCUUCUUCAGAAUUCUUCUGGAAUAAAGAUCCUCCAUACAUACAUUUACAGUUGUGGAAACCACUUCUCUGUGCACUUGUAAGAACACAAUCCUAUUUUUUAAAUGUUAGUAUUGUAAAUAAAGUUUAGAG
This is a messenger RNA of Bufo bufo (common toad), 9340 nucleotides long. RefSeq names its product E3 SUMO-protein ligase RanBP2-like. The transcript is spliced from 28 exons. The coding region runs from base 686 to 9100 and encodes 2804 amino acids. NCBI's taxonomy places the organism in Eukaryota, Metazoa, Chordata, Amphibia, Anura, Bufonidae. Gene Ontology annotation, biological process: NLS-bearing protein import into nucleus. Gene Ontology annotation, molecular function: GTPase activator activity; protein binding. The record is from RefSeq and is a predicted model, not a curated record. Gene Ontology annotation, cellular component: nuclear pore; cytoplasm.